AAAAUUGUUAUUAUUUCCGGUCUGCCAUAUUAUCACGGGGUAAUUCUGGCAGUGUCAGUAAUUUUAUUCGUAAUUACACCCUCAUUCCACCGAAAUUCCAUCACGGGGCUCGUUAAGUAGCAAGUGCGAUCUUUGCUAAGUUGAACGACAUAUCAUAAAAGUUCAAUAUGUCAUCCGGGCCUUACAACUAUUCCUACAUUUUUAAAUACAUCAUCAUCGGAGACAUGGGCGUAGGCAAGUCCUGCUUGCUACACCAGUUCACAGAGAAGAAGUUCAUGGCUGAUUGUCCGCACACUAUAGGAGUAGAGUUUGGAACAAGAAUUAUUGAGGUGUCCGGGCAGAAAAUCAAGCUGCAGAUUUGGGACACUGCUGGACAGGAGCGGUUCAGGGCCGUCACCAGGUCCUACUACCGCGGAGCAGCUGGUGCCCUGAUGGUUUACGACAUCACUAGGAGGUCCACUUACAACCACCUGAGCAGUUGGCUCACAGACACCCGUAACCUCACCAACCCCAGUACUGUGAUAUUCUUGAUUGGCAACAAGUGCGAUUUGGAUGCUCAGCGCGACGUCACUUACGAUGAGGCAAAGCAAUUUGCCGAUGAAAAUGGUCUCAUGUUUGUUGAGGCCAGUGCAAAGACUGGUGAAAACGUUGAGGAGGCCUUUUUAGAAACUGCAAAGAAGAUUUUCCAGAGCAUCCAGGACGGCAGGCUUGAUCUAAAUGCAGCUGAAUCUGGAGUCCAACACAAACCCUCUCAGCCUGGAGGUCGCAACACUCUGGUCAAUGAUCAGCAAGCCCCUAAGGAAAACUGCUCAUGCUAGGUACAUGCAACAAGACUCACUUGCAAAAAACGACCAAUACACUAGAAUUGAUGCGGCAAGGGGAGGUAACAUUACUGCUGGCCAGUUCACCUUCCUCAGAUCUCAAAUUGACUCAAUCAGAAGCCACUCUCAUGUCGUCAGAACUUGGAACUGGCCAAAGAGAAUUCUCGGAAACCAGCCCUCUUUAAAGCCAGAAAAAAAUUGGAUCGUCAGUCAAUCCUUAUUGGCUGUCGUUAAAACUACAGAAUACAAAGACUCUGUGGAUCAGUGGAGCACUAGUUGUCUAGUACUUCGUGUUGGUCGAUUGUUCGAACGAAUGCCUUGAAUUGGUAUAAAUUCAUGAACAUGCAUAUAGCAAGCAACACAGAACACACCGAACAAGUAGACAUGCAUCGUGUUCGGAGCUUUCUAGAGUUAAUUGUCCCUCUUAAUUUCGAAUCCACCUUUUUGUACAAGCUUCAUUCUUUACUCAAAGAAAUCUCUUAAAUGCUUAAGAUUGUAAAAUACCUUUUAAGGUUUAAAAAUUGAUAUUCUAUUCAACCUGCAGAAUUGCAGGAAUAAAGUUUAAAAAGUCUUCUUCCUCAAGGGUGCAUUCCGUUAGUGACGACACACAUUAAAUUUUGUGGAUUGUGUGAAAUCGCCUUCAAUUCAGCACUCGAUUUUUAUCUUUCCCCUUUUGCUUCAAUAUUUGGUGCUUUUUUGAACAUUUCUUUGGUCACAUUCCAUUUCAAUAGUCAUCCCCUUACCCAAAAAUGUAUUGGUACUUCCGUUGCAGGUGUGUCGAGUGAGACUUUUUUGUUGGAAUAAUUCAAAUUAUUACAUUUCGUUCUAAAAAGAUAACGGAAAAAUAUGGUUUCCUGGUGGUUGCCAGGGUUUAUUGUGAAAAGAAUGCACACGAAAAUCACAUUCGCAUGUUGGAGGUUACUAAGUGUGGUGAAACGUAUAAAAGAAUAACUGGUGGUGACCAAAACUGACCUAUUUGUAACAUUAAACAAUUUGCUGUUAUAGGCUCUAAGGUAGAGAUCAUGUAAUAAAAAUCUAAUAUAUGUCGGUUUGAUUGUCAACAGCAAAUUAACAAAGCAUAUCCUGAAAGAAGUAAAAAUUUGCAAAUGAGAAUAUUCUAUUUUGCGUUGGCAUCAGUACUGCAAAGAUUUUAUAUUUGUUGUUGAGGUUCAUUUCCUGUGUUAAUGUGUACAUACUUGCAAGAGGACAUUGUCUUGUUACGUCAUACAAUAAUUCUUGAGCUAGUUCAACGAGAGUCAGUCAACGCCCUCGAAUAAAAUCGUCGGCUUAUGAUACUGAGAUUUUACGAUUUAUUUGGAAUAUAUAUAAUAUUGUUCGUGACCGCAAGUGAUGUUUCGUUUAUUUGAAAAUGUUCCAAAACAUUUCUCACUUAUUUUCGUAUUCCGUCAUCUUGUUUUUAAGCACCACUCAAUCCAUAGCUGAAUUAAUUAAUUAAUUAAAUAUACAAAGAGUAUUCAUACUGGAUUCUACA
Messenger RNA from Neocloeon triangulifer, 2313 nucleotides. RefSeq names its product ras-related protein Rab-14 (gene Rab14). Bases 168 to 818 code for a protein of 216 amino acids. Gene Ontology annotation, molecular function: GTP binding; GTPase activity. NCBI's taxonomy places the organism in Eukaryota, Metazoa, Arthropoda, Insecta, Ephemeroptera, Baetidae. The transcript is spliced from 7 exons. Gene Ontology annotation, cellular component: recycling endosome; Golgi apparatus; trans-Golgi network. The record is from RefSeq and is a predicted model, not a curated record. Gene Ontology annotation, biological process: endocytic recycling; Golgi to endosome transport; defense response to bacterium.